CUAGCAGGGAAGCACCGAGCAGUGACGUCAACGGUGAGUCCCUCCUCUACUUCUUUUCUUCUUCUUACUAUACUUUCCUACCGGUGAAAUCUUUUUCUUCUUGUUCCUCUACAUCUUUCCUGUUGAAAUUAAUCAAGAUGGAUCCAUCCUAUCUUUUUGGAACAACAAAUUAAACUAGGAGUGCGUUCUUGUCCUAGCAAGCUACUCCCUCCGUUCGGAAUUACUUGUCUCGAAAAUAAAUGUAUCUAGAACUAUAGUUUGGAUCCAUGGACGGCAAGAUGUCUCAUCUCCUGCCUGUGACCCUGCCCAAGAAGAAGAUCCCGGACGACGCUGUCCAGCAGGUCAGCGAAUGGGCGCUCCUCACCGCCGCCCUCGCGGCGAACUACCCAAUCUCCUACGCAGUCGGCCACUACCUCAUCCCCUGCGUCCAGUCCUCCUUUCUGCGUUGCGACCAGCCGACGGACGCUGAUCCCGCCGAGAAAACCACCCUCUGGAUCCGGGUGCUGUGCUGCGCCACACUCCAGGCGGCCGCGGCGGUGCUAGCGUUGCGGCUCCCGCGCCACCGCCGCUGGCUCCGCCGCGCCCUCGCCUACCUCACGCUCGCGCUCGCGGUCGUCAUCCACUGCAUGUACGCCGUCGCUGCCGCAGCCCGCCUCUUCCUCGUCGACGACCCAGGAGACCUCUUCAGCAUCUUCUGCACCGUGGCCGCCGUCUUCUUCAUGGCCAGCGACAUCAGAAGCUUCCUGGCCCUCCUGAGAGGUGAGGAGUAGGACUGAGAAGCAGGGCAAGCUCUACGUAACCGAUUAGUAUAUGAUCAGACAUAAUUCACAUGCUUAUGUAUGUAUAGUUGAUGUCGGUGAAAUUGGUACUGCAGUUUAUAAUUAUAUGCAUGAACUCAUGUUGUUACUCAUUCAUUCUCUAUGAACCGGUGGG
This is a messenger RNA of Triticum aestivum (bread wheat), 933 nucleotides long. RefSeq lists its product as uncharacterized. Lineage: Eukaryota; Viridiplantae; Streptophyta; Magnoliopsida; Poales; Poaceae. The record is from RefSeq and is a predicted model, not a curated record. Bases 267 to 770 code for a protein of 167 amino acids. The transcript is spliced from 2 exons.